UAAAGAUGCUGACUACCACCCCUGGUGUUCGCGAGUUCGAAUCCCAGGGCGUGCUGUGUGACUCCAUCCAGGUCUCCUAAGCAACCAAAUUGGCCCGGUUGCUAGAGAGGGUAGAGUCACAUGUGGUAACCUCCUUGUGGUCAUUAUAAUGUGGUUCGCUGUCGGUGGGGCGCAUGGUGAGUUGUGCAUGGAUGCCGUGGUGGAUGGUGUUAAGCCUCCACACGCUAUGUCUCCGCGGUAAUGCGCUCAACAAGCCACGUGAUAAGAUGCGCGGGUUGACUGUCUCAGUUGCGGAGGCAACUGAGACUCGUCCUCUGCCACCCGGAUUGAGGCGAGUUACUACGCCACCAAGAGGACUUAGAGCACACUGGGAAUUGGCCGUUCCACAUUGGGAAGAAAAAGGGGAGAAGAAAAUAAUGCUCAUUAAUGUGAUGGAAACGCAAAACGAUUAUGUGUUUUGACCAUUCUUGCACUUGUUAUGAGUGUGUGAUGGCUUGGUGUGACUGGCCCAACGAAUUGACAGACCUUGGCACACAAUUCUUUGAACACAGCUUUUGACAUUCGGAAAUGUUUAAUCCACAGCUGAUCUUCAAAGUGGGUCCUCACAAUCCACCAGAACAGUUUUGAGCAUGGGCGCUCCCGAGUCCAUGGCAUGUGAAGGCAUUUCAGCCCACAUUGUAUCAGAUUAUUCUGCGGGAUCUCCGGGCAUCAUUAAUAACCAUUGAAAAUAAAAAAACACAGAUUCUAUUUAAGCCCCUGGAUGUCAACUGCAUCUCCAUUCUUUUUUAAAAAAAUAUAUAAUUAUUUUGAAAAUACAUUGUGAACAUUCAUGAUUUUAUUUAAUAACUAUACUGAAAUGAUAGACUAUAUGUUUCAGUUGAAACCUUGCUCAUAAGCAUAGUGAAUAAAUGUGUACUUAUUUUAAAAUUCUUUCUAGUUUAAUUCUAAAGGUAAAGAGGAUGGUGUGGAGUACAGAAAACAUUUACUAUAUACAGUUGAAGUCAGAAGUCUACAUACAAUUAGGUUGAAGUCAUUAAAACAAAUUUUUUAACCACUCCACAGAUUUAAUAUUACUACUUUGUCUCCACUUUGUGCAUAACACAAGUAAUUUUUCCAGUAAUUGUUUACAGACAGAUUGUUUCACUUUUAAUUGACUGUAUCACAAUUCCAGUGGGUCAAAAGUUUACAUACACUAAGUUAACUGUGCCUUUAAGCAGCUUGGAAAAUUCCAGAAAAUGAUGUCAUGCCUUUAGACAAUUAGCUUCUGAUAUUAGGUGUACUGAAUUGGAGGUGUACCUGUGGAUGUAUUUUAAGGUCUACCUGCAAAAGUGCCUCUUUGCUUGACAUCAUGGGAACAUCAAAAAGAUAUCAGCCAAGACCUCAGAAAAAAAAUUUGUGGACCUCCACAAGUCUGGUUCAUCCUUGGGAGCAAUUUCAAAACGUCUGAAGGUACCAUGUCCAUCUGUACAAACAACAGUACGCAAGUAUAAACACCAUGGAAGCACGCAGCCAUCAUACCACUCAGAAAGGAGAUUCAUUCUGUCUCCUAGAGAUGAGUGUAGUUUGGUGUGAAAAGUGCAAAUCAAUCCCAGAACAACAGCUAAGGACCUUGUGAAGAUGCUGGAGGAAACAGUUAGGCAAGUAUCUAUAUCCACAGUAAAACAAGUCCUAUAUCGACAUAACCUGAAAGGCUGCUCAGCAAGGAAGAAGCCACUGCUCCAAAACUGCCAUAAAAAAGCCAGACUACAGUUUGCAAGUGCACAUGGGGACAAAGAUCUUACUUUUUGGUAAGUAAUUUCCUCUGGUCUGAUGAAAUAAAAAUUGAACUUUUUGGCCAUAAUGAUGAUGGUAUGUUUGGAGGAAAAAGGCUGAGGCUUGCAAGCUAAAGAUCACCAUCCCAACCAUGAAGCAUGGGGAUGGCAGCAUCAUGUUGUGGGGGUGCUUCACAAAAUAGAUGGCAUUAUGAGGAAGGAAAAUUACGUGGAUAUAUUGAAGCAACAUCUCAAGACAAGUUAAAGCUUAGUCGCAAAUGGGUCUUCCAAAUGGACAAUUACCCCAAGCAUACCUCCAAAGUUGUAGCAAAAUGACUUAAGGACAACAAAGUCAAGGUAUUGGAGUGGCCAUCACAAAGCCCUGACCUCAAUCUGAGCAGAACUGAAAAAGCUUGUGCGAGCAAGGAAGCCAAUAAACCUGACUCAGUUACACCAGUUCUGUCUGGAGGAAUGGGCCAAAAUUCCAGCAACUUAUUGUGAGAAGCUUGUGGAAGGCUACCCAAAAAAUUUGACCCAAGUUAAACAGUAUAAAGGCAAUGCUAUCAAAUACUAACAAAUUGUAUGUAAACUUCUGACCCACUGGGAAUGUGAUGAAAGAAAUAAAAGCUGAAAUAAAUAAUGCUCUCUACUAUUAUUCUGACAUUUUACAUUCUUAAAAUAAAGUAGUGAUCCUAACUGACCUAAGACAGGGAAUGUUUUCUGCCAUUAAAUGUCAGGAAUCGUGAAAAACUGAGUUUAAAUGUAUUUGGCUAAAGUGUAUGUAAACUUCUGACUUCAACUGUACAUGUGAACUGAUAGCUCAGUGGGUGUGUUUUUGCCUUUCAGGCCAGAGGUUGCAGGAUCGAAACUCUCUUCUUUAUCUUGUUUGUACGUGUAGUAAGUCAAAUGCAUCCAGCAGACAAACUAUAUGCCUUAAUUGUAUAAAUACACAUUUGACCACAUAUACUGUAAAUAGUAAUAUUUGAUAUCGUUAAAGUUAAUUUCAAUGUUCAAAACAAAUGCAGACAUUAUUUCAGCAUUGCAUGGUUUUUGUUUGCAUUUCAUUCCAUUUUGCGUUGUGGCUGGUGUUGAUUCUGUGUCCUAUGUACUGCAUAAUAUUUAUAUAUUUCCUCUUAUAUUUGUCACCACAAUUGUGUUUUAAAAGGUAAAACCAUAGGCGGUAAGUAGCAUAGGGCGGCAGCGUUCAUGGUUGCAUGAUAAAGAUUAUGAUUCAACUUAAUUACAUUAAUACAGAACAAUAGCGUGAGAGUAGUUUACUUGUAUUUUCCCAAAAAUCUGGGUGAAAAUUUAAACAGCCAAAUCUCCAAUCUUUUGAAGCAUCACAGCCCCCUGCAUCACCUUUGUCUGUGUUCGCAUGGGGGAUGGGAAACACCAAAAGUAGACAGCCACCUCGAGCAUUCGAUUGUGUCAUCUGAGAACUGUUACCUCAACCAGAGACUUUUUAGCAGAGACGUGUCACUCCUAUUUAAAUGAAUGGGAGAAAUUGGAACACCCAACCAAGAAGCUCUGAGCACCCAACAGUCAACGGAUGUAGAAAGGUAGUCCAGCCUUACAGGUUAAAGAGCCAAUCACCUUUUAGAUGCAGACAUCACCUGUCAAUCAACGCACUAAUGCGCAUGCACACUAGCUAUACAAGCCGUGAAAAUGUUGCGUUUUAGUGUAAAAUUAGGUAAAGCAGCACAAUUUAUGAUUAAAAUAUUAUCAAAUUGUAUUGCUGAUUUGAAAUAUGUUCUUUGAUUGUAAUCUUGACCAACGGUUUUUGAGAUUUCUGUCUUUCCCCGUUCAAGUAGAUAGGAUUUUCCCCAUUCAAGUAAAUAGGAGCUGCACUGUCAUGACUGGAAAUAGCCUCCCGAGAGUGUUCCAAAAAUGGUUGACAGUGGACUGACUUGCUAGAAAGACAUUGCCUCAACUUUUUGAAGUAAAAUGUACUCAACUGACAUGUGAUAUGCCAUUAUUACAUACAGUAUACACGCAUUUAUUCACAUAAAUAUUAAUAUUUGAUAUAGAUGUCUUAAAAGUCAAUUAAACAUUUAAAACAAAUGCUAAGACAUACUUUCAGCAUUUAAAGGUUAUUUCAUUUUUUAAGCCAUAUAUGUUAAUGUUUAUCAAAGGAAGAGUCUGUCUUCGCUGCUGAUGUCAUGACAUGGGAAGAAAAGUGGUUUGGGAAAAGCCGAAUUUGAACCCGCCUCACAAUCAUAAUUAGCACCAUAAACUGACACUGUACUGAUCACGCAAUGUCUAAGAUAAUAAUUACAUUUGACCAAGAUGCUGAGAUCCCGAGCCAGAGAAAACACUCUCCUCACUUCAGGCCUCCGAUCAUUGAAAUGGGGAUGAAACACAGAUCUGGCCUCCUUAAGGCUCCUUAAGGUAACAACUGCAGGUUACCACUUUUUUACAGUGCAACAGAUAGGUUUGGCUUAACUAUCCUUUGAUUCAGAGAAAAAUAAUUCACCCACGUAUUACAUGGGUGGAGUGUGACUGUGUUGAAUUUCUUUGCUUCAUUAGAUUAUAUAAGACCUGCUCCUUGUUUUUUAUUAUUUCAUCUUCUCCUUCAACCUAUUUAUAGCCUGCCUGCAUUCAUGUAUAAUCUUUAAAUGAGCCAUUUGAGACUGGACUAUUUUUUGAAUGCCAAAUUCUGGAACUUGAUUGUUUUGUAAUCUACAAUAUGUCAGUUUUGUGUUGUGUUUGUUUAAACUCUGGAUUCAUGUUUUUUGUUGCAAAUUAUUGUCACUAAAUGUCUAAAGAACUUCUUUUGCUCAUUUGUUAAAUUAUUUUUAUAACAAACGUUGCACCUCCAUUCCACAUAGUGAUCAUAGAUCACCCCUGCAGUGAAGACACUACCACAGUUUACCAAUAAAUGCUGUGAUUAUUUCCAUCAUCCUACAAGUGAAAAAAGAAGGUGGUAUACAAAGAGGAACAACUGAAGUCUACUGACAUAGCAAAAAUGAAGUAUUUUAAAGAGGAGAGUGAAGACAUAAUAUAGUUGAACCAUGCAGAAUGAAACAUGAAGAUACUAAGGAAUGAAAAGAUCAUCCUACAUGUGAAGAAAGAAAAAAGGUGGUAUAUAAAGAGGAACAACUGCAAGUGUAACAACUGAAGAUUACUGACAUAAAAUGCAGUGUGUUAAAGAAGAGUUUAAAGAGGAGCUUGAAGACAUCAGUAUUACAGAAUCAUGCAGAAUUAAACAUGAAGAUACUGAGGAACAAAAAGACUUGAUACAAGUGAAAGAGGAAAGUCAAGAACUGAAUGACGUGGAGGAGAAACAUCAGUAUCAUACAUGCGAUAAUGUGGCUUGUGAAGAAGAUAUUAGUGGCUCAAAGACUGAAAAUAAUUUCUCACAGAAAAGAAUCCCAGGAACAAGAGCCAAAAAAUCUUUCACCUGCUCUCACUGUGGAAAGAGUUUCACACAAAAAGGAAACUUUAAAACUCACUUAAGAAUUCACACUGGAGAAAAGCCUUUUACCUGCUCUCACUGUGGAAAGAGUUUCUCAGCAACAUCAAGCCUUCAGAGUCACCUGCGGAUUCACUCUGGAGAGAAGCCUUUCACAUGCCUUCAGUGUGGAAAGAGUUUCAUACAUAAGAGACAGCAUUAUAUUCACAUGAAAAUCCACUCCGGAGAGAAGCCUUUUGCAUGUUCUCAAUGUGGAAAGAGUUUUGUACAAAAAGCAGAUCUUCAGCGUCACAUGAGAAUUCACACUGGAGAAAAGCCUUUCACAUGUCUUCAGUGUGGAAAGAGUUUUGUACAAAAAGCAGAUCUUCUGCGUCACAUGAGAAUUCACACUGGAAAGAAGCCUUUCACAUGUCUUCAGUGUGGAAAGAGUUUCACACAAGCAGGGAAUCUCAAACGUCAUCUGCAAAAUCAUUCUGGAUUAAAGCCAUUUAACUGUGAACAGUGUGGCAUGAAAUUUCUGCUGGUAUCUCAUCUAAAGGUACACCUGAGAACUCAUACAAAUGAGAAGCCUCACGUGUGCUCUUUUUGUGGAAAGAGUUUUAUUACAUCAUCAAACAUGAAAACACACGUGAGAGUGCAUACUGGAGAAAAGCCCUUCAAAUGCACUUCAUGUGGGAAGAGUUUCAGCCAAUCACGUAGUCUGAAGAUUCAUUUUAAAAAGUGUUGUCCAAAACUGUCAUAGUGAGAAUUUAAUUUCAGGGUCAAUGCUUUGUAACACUUCAGUCUUCACUAGUUAGUUCAACUUCAGUCAGUGAACUAGGUCUGGUGGCUGUAAUUUGGAAGUCAAAACCCCCACCCCAGAAAGGUUAGGACCCAACUCUUUAUGUGUCUAUUCUCUACAUCAAUGACCACCCCUUUGCCCAAAAUACAGAGUCUGGGGCAAAGUGAAACCCGAGUGCCCAAUACAUCACACACAAAACUCUGAACCUUCAACCAAAACUCCUGAAUCUUAACACACCCCGAAAAGACAUGGGUUAUGUCUCCAUCCUCUGAUUGGCAUCGCCAGCAGGUGGGUGUGUCUUUAAGACCAAGCCUAUACAAUCUAGAGGGGGUCCAAUAGAAUCAAUGUUGAAUCUUGAAUUGCAUAAGGCGGACCCUUGCAUCUCUAGAUGCAGACUUGACGUUUUUAGAAUCCUAGCCCACUCUCCCUCCUCCAAUACCAAGUUUACAUUUUUCUCCCAUAAUCUAUUGACAGAAGUUAAAGCUCUGUCCCCCAGACUCUGAAUUAGCAGGGAGUAAUACACUGAUGCCUCAUGACCUUUUCCAAAAGCAGUAAUCACCCGUUCCAGAGUGUCUGCUGCUUUAAGGGGGUGUAUGCUAUUCCCAAAAAUAGUACAGAGCAGGUGGUGCAACUGUAAAUACCUAAAGAACUGAGAUCUGGGAAUCCCAAAAUGUUGAACCAAAAUCUCAACACUCCGCUCUCAUAUAGGUCUCCGAGUGUAGUAACCCCCCCUCACAAUUCACUCUGACCAGCAAAAAGGGGACUUGUUGAUGCAUAAUUUGGGGUUCAGCCAUAUGCUCAUGGCAACAUUUAAAUAAAUGUCCGAAUUAAACACUCUGGACACUUUUGUCCAUACUGAGUGCAAAUGCGAGAUAUGGUGUAAUUUAACUUCUCCUGUUAGUUUGAUAGAAAGGCUUUGUAAUGGCGAAAUAGGGGCAAGAACUUCCUGUUCAAUACAAAACCAGGGAGGGGCUCUCUCAGGUGGAAGCGACCAAUGAGCCAAAUGUCUGAGACCGAACGCAUAAUAAUAAAAUCUUGGGUAGGCCUUGCCCACCUUUGUCAGUCAGCCUAUGCAUCUUACUGAAAAGUAAUCUGGGACGUUUCCCAUUCCAAAUGAAAGACUUCACUAUGCUCUCAAAUUGCUUGAAAUAAGAGAGGGGGACAUCUACAGGGAGAGAUUGUAGCAGGUAGUUGAAUUUUGGAAUACAAUUCAUUUUAUUAACAUUAACCUUCCCAAUCAACGAUAAAUGUAAUGAAGCCCUCCUGCACACAUCACUCAAACCUUUUUAUUAAAGGGUCAAAAUUAACUCUUAUUAAAUCACACACAUUUGCUGGGAAUAAAAUACCCAAAUACUUAAUGCCCUGUUUGGCCCACUGAAAGGCGCCCGGCUGAAAAGCUGUUAUUGGGCAGUAAUCUGUCAGUGACAAAGCUUUGGAUUUUGACCAAUUAACUCUGUAUCCUGAGAACUUAGAAAAGGAAUUAAUAAUUCUGUGGAGGCAAGGCAUAGAUCUAGAAGGGUCAGAGACGAAUAAUAAAAUAUUACCUGCAUAAAGCAGAAGCUUAUGUGCCAUACCUCCCACCACCACCCCUGGAAAAUCAUCCUCCUUUCUUAUUGCUGCUGGUAAUGGUUCCAGAGCAAGACAGAACAAUAAUGGGGAAAGAGGACAACCCUGCCAGGUGCCCCUAUCCAGAGUAAAAUAAUCUGAGAUCAAAUUCAAUUUAUUGAUUUCUAUCAACUUGUAGCAAAGAAAUAAUAAGGUGAACCCCAAUUUAAUUUCACUAUUUUUAAUGCAAUAUGUACUAGAUCAAAUCUAGUAGAUAACAGUUAUACAAAGUUAGGAUCAUUUAUAUGCAUAAAUAUGCGUUUCCACAUUUUUCUGUCCCUAACCAGUGUUAUGAUUGCCAGACAGAUAGUUUUAAGGGGAUGGAGGUCGGCUGGAGCACCCUCAUUUCAGGAGUGGUGCUCUGAGACGGGGAGGGUGGCGGCCUUUGAAAAGAAGACUGGGGAAAUGGGGUGGAUAUCUGGCGUUUCUGGAUGUGUGAUUAUUAUUAUUUAUUUAUUUUUGUUUUUGUGUCUGUAAUCAUGUAUGGCCACUGGGAUGAUGUUGGGGGCCAGGGUGGGGUUGGGGAUUGUGAGGCGGAGUGGUAAUAGUGGGGGUUAGCUGUUGAUUCUGUGUAUAUAUGUUUUGUUUUUCUGUGUUCAAUAUGUGAACCAAUAAAAA
Myxocyprinus asiaticus (Chinese sucker) is the source of this 8167-nucleotide messenger RNA. Its product is annotated as gastrula zinc finger protein XlCGF8.2DB-like. The coding region runs from base 4886 to 5905 and encodes 339 amino acids. Lineage: Eukaryota; Metazoa; Chordata; Actinopteri; Cypriniformes; Catostomidae. The transcript has 4 exons. The record is from RefSeq and is a predicted model, not a curated record.